ACAUUCUGUCUGCCUCUCAUCUCUUGUUUUCAACUUGCAUGUGUGGCUUGAAUGUGUGCAAGAAUUUGUGUGUGAUGUGUUCUGGAGUUUGGGAAUGUGUUUUGUGUUAUUUUUGUUUGAGCAGGUAUUUGUGAUGAUAGAUCUUGAGAAGAUCUUUCCGACGCAACGAGAAUCCCUUCAAUCGGAGCAAGAACGCGAAAGCUAUGAAGAUUCAAAGUUCUUGAGCUUGCGUUACAAUUGCGGCGGUUACAAAGUGAAGUUGUGGGGUGACUCACAAUGGAGUUGGGACCUUUGGGGUUGGGGAAAUUUGUCACUCUACUGUAACAGCUGCAAAUUGGUUGGGAACAACCAAGCUAGGUUGGCAAGGGUGGCCAACUUGGAUGGAUUGGUUGGGAAGGGACAAAUGUCAAAGUUGGGGUUCCUAUAGGGAGGGAAUCUUUGUGCUUAUGGGGUUCCCUUGGUUGGGGACUCUCUUGGGACCUUCCCUCUCGUCCCUCUCUUUCUAUCCCAACCUUUCUCUUGCUCCUCUAAUUCCUUGGGGAGUACCAGAAUGGAGGGCACCUGCUGGUACUGCAAGAAGGUCGGGCAUCCUUGGUUCAAGUGCUUCAGCAGGCCGGAGGGAUGGGCACCUCCAGGCAUGAAGCCGCCCAGUGGUGAACGCGCACAAGGUGGUGCUGUGCAAGGCUCAGGUGCACAAGGUGAAGGUGCACAAGGUAAUGCCUAUCCUGGGAUGUUUCUCAUGGUUGAGGAUGUGCAUGGGCAUGAGGGUGAUGUGGGAUCUGUGGGAAAGGUUGUGAUGCACCCUCUCACGCACUGGCUUGGGAAGAAGGUGCUGUGGAGUCUGGAAGAGGAGACCAGCUGCAUCAAGGACCUAUGGCAGCUGCCCAUCAUCCCUUGGAAUGGGAAGACUCCAACAACAGCAACGGCAGCAGCGGCAAAGGCAACAGCAGGAGGAGAUGCAACUGCACCAACUGAUGGGGUCCUGGAAGCAGUUAAGAAAGUGCAGCAGCAGCAGACACAUGGUGAGAAGUUGGUGAAGGAUGGGAGCCUGAAGGGCUUGGAGGUGAAAGGGGGAGUGAAGGAGAUUGGGAGCUGCCCUACAUGCUUGGAGACCAAGUUCUCCAAGUUCCCCUUCAACAGCACUACAGGACCAGCCAAGACCCCACUUGCACUUGUGCACAUGGAUGUGGUGGGGCCCACAAGAGCCCCUUCCCUCUCAGGCAGCCGCUAUUUCUUGACAAUUGUAGAUGACCACACUCGGGCAGUGUGGGUUUACCCUUUGAAGAGCAAGAGGGAGGUGGCAGCGGCUGUCCUUAAGGAGUGGAUGCCUAGAGCUCAGAGGGAAUGCGGACACAAGGUGAAGGUGAUCCGCAGUGACAAUGGUGGGGAGUUCAUUGGAGCUGAUUUUGAGGGGGAGUUGAAGAGGAAGGGGAUCCAACAUCAACUGACAGUGCCCUACAAACCGCAGCAGAAUGGCGUGUCUGAGAGGUUCAACAGGACCCUGCAGGAGGGGGCACGCACUCUCCUUGGGCGUGCAGGGCUGCCUGAUCCGUUUUGGGUGUCUGCACUGAGGCAGGUCGCCCUUGUGAAGAACAGGAAGUUGACAGUGUCAAGGGAUGUGAAGUUUCUUGAGUCCCUGUACUACAAGGAAUGGAAGCAGCAGCAACAGAAGCUUCCAUCUACACCGCUCAUUGUGGAGGCAGAUGAGGUGCAGCGGCCUUCAAGACAGGUGGAGGUUGCAGUGUCUGAGGAGGAGAUGUCUGGGGUGACUGAGGAAGGGGGAGCAGCUGAAGUGGAGCAGCAGCAGCAGCAGCAGCAGCAUGAGUCUCCACCUCGAGUUCCACACCCGCCUGAGCGACCUAGGAGGGAUGUGCGCCCUCCUGUGAGGCUGACCUAUAGGGGAAGAGGCAAGCCAAAUGUGGUGCAGGCUGGGAGUGUGGUUGAGCAGAUUGAGGAAGAUGAGAUUGCAUUAUGCUAUUGGGCUGCAAUUCCUCAACCCAAGGUACUGACGCUAGCUUCAACUCAGUAAAAGCGGAUGGCACCAGCAUUGGGGGUUAUGUGUGCUUGCUAGGAGGUGGUGCUGUGAGCUGGCGCAGCAAGAAGCAGAAUGAGGUGGGAUUGUCCUCAUGUGAGACUGAGUACAUGGCCUUACACCAUGGGGCCAAGGAAGUAGUGUGGCUAAGGCGUUUGUUGGAGGAGUUGGGAGUUGGUCAGGAGAAGCCGACAGUUGUGUUUUGUGACAAUGAGUCCGCUGUGAAGCUCGCCAAGAAUGCUUGUCUGCAUGGGCUGACAAAACACAUAAGGCCUAAGUGGCAUUGGGUGAGGAGACUCCUUGAUAAGGAGGUGCGGCUGGAGAUAGUGAAGACCCAUCAGCAGGCAGCAGAUAUUUUCACCAAGCAUCUGGCGGAGGCGGAUCAUUGGAAGGGCAUGAAGCUUGCUGGGAUGAGUGUGCAUUGAGUAUGCAUGCUUGAGCUGUUGGUAUGGUGGAUGAUGGUUGGCAGCCAGAGGGGGAGAUUGUUGUGUGAUGUCAUCAUAUGCUAUCACAUUCUGUCUGCCUCUCAUCUCUUGUUUUCAACUUGCAUGUGUGGCUUGAAUGUGUGCAAGAAUUUGUGUGUGAUGUGUUCUGGAGUUUGGGAAUGUGUUUUGUGUUAUUUUUGUUUGAGCAGGUAUUUGUGAUGAUAGAUCUUGAGAAGAUCUUUCCGACGCAACGAGAAUCCCUUCAAUCGGAGCAAGAACGCGAAAGCUAUGAAGAUUCAAAGUUCUUGAGCUUGCGUUACAAUUGCGGCGGUUACAAAGUGAAGUUGUGGGGUGACUCACAAUGGAGUUGGGACCUUUGGGGUUGGGGAAAUUUGUCACUCUACUGUAACAGCUGCAAAUUGGUUGGGAACAACCAAGCUAGGUUGGCAAGGGUGGCCAACUUGGAUGGAUUGGUUGGGAAGGGACAAAUGUCAAAGUUGGGGUUCCUAUAGGGAGGGAAUCUUUGUGCUUAUGGGGUUCCCUUGGUUGGGGACUCUCUUGGGACCUUCCCUCUCGUCCCUCUCUUUCUAUCCCAACCUUUCUCUUGCUCCUCUAAUUCCUUGUGAGAUUCUUGAACUUUGAUUGAACUCUUGAGAUUGAGU
Closterium sp. NIES-67 is the source of this 3119-nucleotide messenger RNA. Lineage: Eukaryota; Viridiplantae; Streptophyta; Zygnematophyceae; Desmidiales; Closteriaceae. The record is from the annotation of a GenBank genome assembly.